AUGGCCGAUACUGCAGCUUUAGCAAAGAACCGAAAGCUUGAUGCUUUUCAUCAGCAUCAUAAAUUGCGUGAAGAUCUGGGCUUUAAACCAGCCCCAAGUCCGAAACUCAAAGCUGGAAGAGAUUAUCCGGCUGCCUGUCAGAACCAAAUUUGUUGUUUGGUUCCGAUAAACAGUAAGCCAGCCGAUGGAAAACCUGUCGCGGAAUUUCCUGUUUCUAGUCGAUGCAGAACCCAACAUUCUCGCUUGUUCAACAGUACUUCAGCCAAUGGAAUUGGGAAGUCUGCAGCAGACACCAAUCCAUGGGAUGUCGCUGUUACCUCCACUUUUUACCAGCCCAAAGGCCAGUCUGUUGAAGAUAACUUUGAGAGUAGUGCUCGCAGUGAUAAAGUUGAUGAGACUAUCAAACUUGUCCGGAAGGUACUAUCUGAUGUCAGGCUGGAAAAUCCCAGGAACGGUGACGGUGUUAAUGAUCACAUCAAGGCCGCCGUUUUACUCCGAGAUCAGGGAAAAUGGCUCAACACCGAAAAACGACUUGGAGCUAUCCCAGGAGUUGAAGUCGGUGACGCUUUUCAAUGUAGAGCUGAAUUGAGAGUUAUUGGCCUCCAUUGUCAGCUUUGGAGAGGCAUCGAUUAUGUAAAGAUUAAUGGAAGAACAUUAGCCACGAGCGUUGUUGAUUCCGGACGGCAUUCAAAGACUGAUUACCCAAGCUCUCCUGAUGUCUUUAUUUAUUCAGGAGAAGGUGGAAACCCAAGCACUCAGAACAUAGCAAAACCUGAAGACCAAACGCUUGAACGAGGAAACCUGGCAUUGGAGAAUAGCAUGAUGAUGAAAAACCCCAUAAGAGUUGUACGAAAGGUUAAGAAUCCCUGGGGAUCUGCCAACAAGUUUGUUUAUCAAGGCUUGUACAAGGUGGAGGACUAUAAGCUAGUGACAGGAAAAUACGGUCAACUAGUUUACGAGUUUAUAUUUAGAAGAAUGAAGCAACCGGAUAGACCUCAAGCUCAGCGGACAAGAGGGAGAAAGCCUGAGUGGCUUGACAUUUCUCAAGGAACAGAGAAAAAGACACCGAUCUCUGGAGUUAAUGCAUUGGUUGCUGAUAAACCUUGUGUUUUAAAGGAUAUUACCAAAUUAAUGAAUCCGAGGUCCGAUGGUCAAUCCAUAAGAUCAAGUGGUAGUGAUGGACGCUCAGAUUCGUGCAAAAUCAAGAACCCUAGGUCAAUCCCAAGGGUUCCUUCUUGCAAACGCUUUGGAUCUUGCCUUAACAGACUGAGCCAACACCAAUUCCAGCACAAACGAGAAAGGUGACGAGGAUUCUUGGGGGUUAGAUCAAGGUCUUUCAUCCCUUACAGGGAGUUUUGUUUAAGUUCCAAAAGGGCUUCGGAAGACCUGUUAAGUACUUAGUGAAGAGAACAACAAUUACAAUUUCAACAUCCAGUAAGAAUAUUUAUUUCUUAUUUAU
Messenger RNA from Theobroma umbraticum, 1459 nucleotides. RefSeq names its product histone-lysine N-methyltransferase, H3 lysine-9 specific SUVH5-like. NCBI's taxonomy places the organism in Eukaryota, Viridiplantae, Streptophyta, Magnoliopsida, Malvales, Malvaceae. Gene Ontology annotation, molecular function: histone methyltransferase activity; double-stranded DNA binding. The record is from RefSeq and is a predicted model, not a curated record.